Messenger RNA from Myotis davidii, 1113 nucleotides. RefSeq names its product vacuolar protein sorting 37 homolog C (S. cerevisiae) (gene VPS37C). Lineage: Eukaryota; Metazoa; Chordata; Mammalia; Chiroptera; Vespertilionidae. Gene Ontology annotation, biological process: ubiquitin-dependent protein catabolic process via the multivesicular body sorting pathway; protein targeting to membrane; protein targeting to vacuole. The record is from RefSeq and is a predicted model, not a curated record. Bases 537 to 1061 code for a protein of 174 amino acids. The transcript is spliced from 4 exons. Gene Ontology annotation, cellular component: ESCRT I complex.
CAAAAUAUAUUUAAAAAAAGAAAGAGAAGAAAGCCUUUUCCCUCCUAGGAUCGUGCCACGGAAUGAGUGACAUUCGCUGGCCAUGGGGGCGGGAUCACAGAUGAGCACUCAUUUCCUUGCCUUUCCAGCCUGUUCCCUGGCUGACCUCCUUUGAGUUGGUGGCGUCGCCCCCCCCAAAGAGGUGUCGUCUCGCUGUGCCUGCCCCCCCUUCCCCACCAGCCUUCUCCCUCUCCCGGCCAUGCGGCCCCACGUGGCCCUGCAGCCUCUGCCCUGGGCCCUGGGCCUCCCAGCACAAGCGGCCCCUUCAGGGGGCCUGGGGGCGCCCUCCUCACGCCACUGUCCCCACCUCUGUCACGGCCCCUCGCACCAGGUCGCUGUGAACUGUUUUGCCUUUUAAAACCAAAUAGUUCCCGGAGAAUUGCAUCAGCUUUGGUAUCUUACGGCCGCGUCUGGCGCACAGUAAACAUUUACUUACAGCCUCUGUCCCUUUACCCUCCUCCUUUCUUUGGGUUCUUGUUCAGUGUUGGCGUGACGCGAUGAAUAGCAUUAGAUGUCUGUUCAGUAAGUGCUGCCGAGGAAGGAGUGAGGACGGAAAGUGGGAGAAGCCCGGCCUCACACCCCUUGUCUCGGGAGCGAUGGAGACCCUGAAAGACAAGACCCUGCAGGAGCUGGAGGAGAUGCAGAACGACCCGGAGGCCAUCGACCGGCUGGCCCAGGAGGCCCCUGAGGUCCAGGACCUGCAGCUGGAGCGGGAGAUGGCGCUGGCCACCAACCGCAGCCUGGCCGAGCGGAACCUGGAGUUCCAGGGCCCCCUGGAGAUCAGCCGCUCGAAUCUCUCGGACAAGUACCAGGAGCUCCGGAAGCUUGUGGAACGGUGCCAGGAGCAGAAGGCCAAGCUGGAGAAGUUCUCGUCGGCGCUGCAGCCGGGGGCCCUGUUGGACCUGCUGCAGAUCGAGGGCAUGAAGAUAGAGGAAGAGUCUGAGGUGAGGUGGUCUGGCACCCCCUCCUUGAGCCCUUGUCCCGAGCGCCGGUGUCUGCAGGGGGCGAGGGCGCCUGAGUAGGUGGCAAAGAUGAGUCACACUCUUUGUCCCAAUGGAGGCCCUUUGGGAAGAG